GUGAUUUCGUAUUUUCACAGAUCCGAAACUCGUGAUCAUGUUUCAGACCAGCACUUACAGACGUUUGAGCGCAAUAAAGUUAUGCGUCAUAUUGUAAUUAAUCGAUGAAUAUUAAUUAGUUGUAAAAGUAUUUUCAUGCCGUGAGAUAUAAUAAAAUGGUCCAAGAAAAGCCAUGUCGAACUUGCACAGAUUUCAAGACAUGGGCGGCGAUACAGAAAAAAACUUACGACUCGGAAAAGAAUGAAGGAGAAAAACAAGAUGAUAAGGUAGAAGUUCAACCGACUUCAUUGGGAAAUGUAAGAACGGACUGUCCAUUGGACAAGGAUGAAUUGGGAUCGAAAACCUGGGCAUUUUUGCACACAAUGGCAGCUUAUUAUCCGGAGAAGCCAAGUAUUCAACAAAGAACGGAUAUGAAAACUUUUUUUCAGGUGUUUUCCAAGUUUUAUCCGUGCAACACCUGUGCCAAAGACUUGCAAGAACAAUUGAAAAAAACUCCACCAUUGACGGAUUCUCAAGAUCAAUUGAGUCAGUGGUUAUGCAGGAUGCACAACGAAGUUAAUAAAAAAUUAGGUAAACGCUCGUUUGAUUGUUCUUUGGUUAAUCAAAGAUGGAAAGAUGGAUGGUUGGAUGGUUCUUGCGAUUGAGGAUUUGAUCACUAACGCGAAAGAGCAAUGGAAAAUCAGGCGUGAGUCUAUCAGUUAUAAUAAAAACGAAAUAGGGAGAAGAAUGGUAUUUAAUUAAAAGGCUGUCGAUCGCGUGAUUUUUAUGUAAAAUAAUGUAAUAGGAAUUUUGUAAUAGUAAUUUAUAUAUCUAUGAAAACUGUACAAGACACAUGAAAAAUAUUUUAAAUACAUAAUGUAUAUAUUAUA
Messenger RNA from Venturia canescens, 869 nucleotides. It is a transcript of the gene Alr, whose product is annotated as Evr1_Alr domain-containing protein Alr. Gene Ontology annotation, cellular component: mitochondrion. The record is from RefSeq and is a predicted model, not a curated record. Gene Ontology annotation, molecular function: flavin-dependent sulfhydryl oxidase activity; flavin adenine dinucleotide binding. The coding region runs from base 156 to 644 and encodes 162 amino acids. The transcript has 2 exons. NCBI's taxonomy places the organism in Eukaryota, Metazoa, Arthropoda, Insecta, Hymenoptera, Ichneumonidae.